AUGAUGCGACCCACAGCACCACGCUAUAUGGCCCAGGGUAUCUGGGCGGGGUUUCGGUACUACUUUGGACACUUCUUCUACCCCAACAUGUACCGGGAGUUCCUUUCCGUUCAGAACGCCCACAAAGUAGAGCGUGCGCUGCGUAUUCAAAGCGCUAUCAAGGCGAACAAGGUUGACUAUCGUGCCCUGUUGGCGUUGCCGGUGACAGAUCACGCCCAUCCAUACAAAAUGGAGUAUCCGUGGGAGAAGGUGAUACACACGGACUACCGGGACCUUAGUAUGUACGGGAAAUGGUAUGCCAGUAAGAUUAUGUGCUUCUACGAAGGUUUACAAUACCACAAAUACGGUUGUUUGCAGGAUGACCUCAUUAAUGCGCACGGUUGGUGGAACCGCGCCGCUCGCACUCGUGCUCCGCAGGAUAAAGUUAUACACGGCGACCGUCGUGUUAUGCGGGCUCGCGUUCUGCGCGACAAGUACAUUUAUGAGCCAAAGAGUCGCUGGGUACACCCCAUCGACAACGUUGCAUACUUUGGUCCUUAUGUAAUGAUGGUGUGCGACGAGUGGGAGGAGAAGUGGGGCUUCUUUGCCGGUCAGGAAGUGGAGUACUAA
Trypanosoma rangeli is the source of this 609-nucleotide messenger RNA. RefSeq names its product ubiquinol-cytochrome c reductase subunit 7. Bases 1 to 609 code for a protein of 202 amino acids. Gene Ontology annotation, biological process: mitochondrial electron transport, ubiquinol to cytochrome c. The transcript has a single exon. The record is from RefSeq and is a predicted model, not a curated record. Lineage: Eukaryota; Euglenozoa; Kinetoplastea; Trypanosomatida; Trypanosomatidae.